Magnolia sinica is the source of this 3278-nucleotide messenger RNA. RefSeq names its product scarecrow-like protein 27. Lineage: Eukaryota; Viridiplantae; Streptophyta; Magnoliopsida; Magnoliales; Magnoliaceae. The record is from RefSeq and is a predicted model, not a curated record. Gene Ontology annotation, molecular function: DNA-binding transcription factor activity; sequence-specific DNA binding. Gene Ontology annotation, cellular component: nucleus. Bases 471 to 2843 code for a protein of 790 amino acids. The transcript has a single exon. Gene Ontology annotation, biological process: regulation of DNA-templated transcription.
UUGCACGCAUCCAUAGCAGAAUAGAGAAGCUUACGGGCUCUUACUGUUACAACCCAUCAGAGAGAGAGAGAGAGAGAGAGGAGGAGAGGAGAAGCAGGAAGAAGGGUAAAACAGGAAGGAAAAGAAGAAGAAGAAAGAGUGGAAAUGGAAAAGCAGGAGAAGAGAGGGAGAGGGAGAGAAACAGGAGGAAGAGAUAGAGCAACUGUCUGUUAAGAUGAGGUCCUUCAGGUGCAUGCACCCAACAUCUGUAGUCUUUCAAAUCCGUUAGAAGAGGAGCUUUGAUCUCUGUCUCACUUUCUCUCCAUUCAUGCUCUUGCCAUUUCCUUCUUUUGCCCAUCUAUUUCUGGAGAAAAACCCAUCUUUCUCUCGGUUCAAACUGUCUAUUUUCUCAGCUGAAAUCUCUUCAUUUGAGGCAUUUUCAAGGGAUUUGCUUUGUGGGUUUUGUUUGGUUUAUUUGAUUGGUGUUUUAGAUGAGGGCUACCCCCUUUAAUCUGCAGGGGAAGGGGGUAUUGUUGGAAACGAUAGCUACAGCAGGAAAGUGGAAGAAGGAAGGAAGCUUCUGUGGGAGCAACGAACCUACCUCUGUUCUGGAUACGAGAAGGAGCCCAAGCCCACCAACAUCAACCUCCACCCUGUCUUCUUCCUUAGGCGGAGGCAGCGGCUCGUCUGACACAGCCGUCGUGGCGGCAGUUUCCGACAAUCCCCCGCACAAAUGGCUGCCUUCCCAAGACGAGAGCUCCGCUGCAGCUGCGGCAGCAGCAGCGACAUCCGACGGCGGUGGGAGCGGCAGCAGCAGCAGCAGGAAGGAUGAGUGGGCGUCGGAGCUGCAGCCGAUACCGGCAUCUUUGGAAAUCGGAGGGGCUGGUGGUGGCGAGAAAUGCGGCGGUGGCGGGCUUGGGAUGGAUGAUUGGGAGAACAUGCUUUCGGAAUCAGCAGCUUCGCCCAGCAACGAGCAGUCAUUCUUCCCUUGGUUUGGCGAUAUGGACGACCCUUCUUUGAAGCAGUUGUUGCAGAGCGGCGGUGGCACCGGUGGUGGGGGGCCGACGGAGUUCGAAACGGGUGGUGGGGGAUUUGGGCUUGUGGAUCCAGGAUUUGGGUUUGAAUCCGUUGGUGGAGUUUCAGCUUCUAUGAAUGUCAAUGCCAAUGCUAUCAAUCCUUCUGUAGCUUCUGCUGCUGAUUUUCCUUUGAACAGCAGCAAUAGGCUGCUUUCAGUUCAAAACCCUUCUCAUCUUCCUAAUUUCAAAGGCCCUUGCUUUGUCAGCGGCAACAAUAGCAGCAAUCCUCCAAAUCCCAUCUUCGCUCCAUCAGCUAAUACUCUUUCUCUGCCCUUAUCCUUACCACCCAGCGUAUUUUAUCAGCAGCAGCAGCAGCAGCAGCAGCUCGAAGCCAUUGACGAAAAGCCUCAGAUUUUCAGCACCCAACAUCUCAUAAACCAGCAACAGUCCCACCCCCCUCAAAACCCAUCUUUCUUCCUUCCCUUAUCUUAUGGCCAGCGGGAGCAGCAGCACCUCCUCCUUCCUCCACAGCCCAAACGCCACCAUCCCCUCGAUCCCGGCAUCCCCAAAAUCCCAUUCUCCGAUUCGGGCCAGGAGCUUUUCCUCCGUCGACAGCAGCAGCAGCAACAGCAGCAGCCCUUGCCGCAGCAGCAGGGAUUUUCUAAUCUACACCUCCUCCCACAUCACCUCCAGCAGAGGCCGAUGAAACCCAAGGUGGCAGGCUCCAUCGAAGACCCAAAUCACCAUCACCAGCAGCAGCAGCAGCAGCAGCAGCAGGCAUUGGUCGACCAGCUCUUCAACGCCGCCGAGCUGGUCGAGACCGGGAAUUCCGUACACGCGCGAGGGAUAUUGGCGCGGCUCAAUCACCAGCUCUCCCCUGUUGGGAAGCCCCUCCAGAGGGCAGCUUUCUACUUCAAGGAGGCCCUGCAACUGCUCCUCAACACCACCCCUCCUUCACCCCGCCCGCUUACAUCCCCCUUUGACGUUGUCUUCAAGAUCAGUGCCUACAAGGCCUUCUCUGAGAUCUCCCCUUUCCUCCAAUUCACCAAUUUCACCUCCAACCAGGCCCUCCUCGAGGUCCUUGACGGUUUUGACCGCAUCCACAUCAUUGAUUUCGAUAUUGGCUUUGGUGGGCAAUGGGCCUCUUUCAUGCAGGAGCUCCCCCUCAAACUCAGUGGCGUUCCAUCCUUGAAGAUCACUGCCUUCGCCUCCCUGGCCUCCCACGACCCCCUCGAGCUCGGUCUCACCCGGGAGAACCUCUCCCAUUUCGCCAGCGACCUCAGCAUUCCCUUUGAAUUCAAUGUUGUGAACCUUGACUCCUUAGACCCAUCGUCAGCCUUCCUUGGGCUUUCUGAUUCCGAGGCAGUCGCUGUUAACCUCCCUGUCGGAUCAUCCAGCCCGUCCAUCCCUUUCCUCCUCCGCCUUGUCAAACAGCUUGACCCCAAAAUCAUUGUCUCCGUCGAUCGCGGCUCUGACCGCAGUGACCUCCCCUUCUCCCACCAUUUCCUCCACGCUCUCCAAUCCUACUCGCUCUUGCUGGACUCGCUCGACGCCGCCAACGUGAAUUCUGACGCAGUGCACAAGAUCGAGAGGUUCCUGCUCCAUCCAAGGAUUGAGAGCCUCGUAUUGGGACGGCAUCGGGCGGGCGAAAAGAUGCCGCCUUGGAGGACCCUUUUUGCAUCAGCUGGGUUUUCGCCCCUGCCCUUCAGUAAUUUUACAGAGACGCAGGCGGAAUGCCUGGUGAAGAGGCUUCAAAUGAGGGGAUUCCAUGUAGAAAAGCGCCAGGCAUCACUCUAUCUCUGCUGGCAGCGGGGAGACCUUGUCUCUGUAUCGGCUUGGCGGUGCUGAAGUGCUGCAUUUUCACAGGCAUGUUUCCAUGUAACUCUCUCAAGAGCAACAUUUGAAGGCGCCCAUCAUAAGUACAUAACACCUCUAUUGUUUUAACUUAAUAAAUUCCAUGCUGUGGAUGUUCUAUGGCGGGUGCCCGUUCUGUUAUCAUCUACUUUGGAGUUUCAUUGCCUGUGGUUCUCCUCCUCUGAUGUCUCUUCUUGCCAGAUUGUUUUUCUUUUUCUUUUUCUUUUUUACUAAGUUAGAAACAUUUGAGAAACUGGAAUGUCUAGUACAGUUCUCUUUCUUUCAAUUGGAUAUGGGUAUUAUCACUGUUAUGGUGUUUUAGAUGUCUUCUAUGCUAGAAGCAUCAGUUAGUUGCUUCUUGUUAAGGGUGGUGGCGGCGGGUUGUACACUUGACAAGGAAAAGAAGAAGGAGAAUUUUAACGCCCCGAA